UCACUCACUCUCUCUCUAAAUCUAAGAUUUCCUCUCUCUUCUAACUAUCCUAGCAGCCGCCACCCCUGGCCCAAAAUCUCAUCGUCCACUGUCAAAAUCCCCAAAAAUCAACUCUAUUCAUUUCCUCUACCCCCUUUUCUCAUCUUUAUCCUAAAAAUACCUGCAAAUUUCUUUAGAAAUCUUAAAUCCGGAAACCUAAACUAUAACCCUAAAAACUACCGCCACCAACACCGCCUCUACCCCGCCAUUUAACAGCCGGCCAAAUCCUAAAAUCCAAUUACCUUAAACUUCCUACCCGAAUCUAUCUCUAUAAUCUUCAUAUUUAUCUGUUUUUCUCAUCGUCUGCUGUUGUAACCAAGCUACGAAUCUCUAUUUCUAUUGAUUUCAUACAAAGUUCAAAAAUCACUGGGAAUUCCGGCACCACUGGUCGGAAAAGGGAAUAACAAUGUCUAGAAGGUCGGCGUUUGAUGCUCUUGCUAAUGAUGAUGAGGGGGAGGUUGUUGAUGACUUCCUAGAGGAAGAGACUAAAGUUGAGGAGGAGAUUAAUGAUGAUGUGCUUGCCAAAUCUUCGAGAGGGAACAAAAAGAAGUCCAAGGUAGGAAAGAAGGGUGGAAGUUGGUUUGCAGCAGCUGCACUUGAUGAGCUUGAUGAUGACGCUGCUGAGAAUGAGGAUGAGAAGAAAGAUGAGGAAGAAGAUACCCCUUCGUUUUCUUUCUCGGAUAAGAAAAAGAAGUCAUCCAAGUCUUCCAAGAAGAGUGGUAAAUUGUUUGGAGGAUCAGCUUUUGAUGCAAUUGCUCGAGAAGAUGAAGAUGAGGAGGUGGUUGAUGACUCUUUAGAGGAAGAGAGUAAACUUGAGGUUGAUGAUGAUGAUGAUGAUGAUGUGCUUGCUAAAGCUUUUACAGGGAAAAAGAAGAAGUCCAAGGGGGGAAAGAAGGGUAGUAGUUGGUUUGCAGUUGCUGCACUUGAAGUGGGUGAGAAAGAGGAUGAGGAAGAAGAUAUUCCUUCAUUUCCUUUAUCAGAUAAGAAAAAGAAGCCGUCAAAGUCUUCUAAGAAGAGUGGUAAUUCCUUUAGUGCAGCAUUGCUUGAUGAGGAAAAUGAGGGUGACACUUCUGUAUCUGAACCCACUGGUGCUGUUGAUGAUUAUGAUGAUUCUACAACAAUUGCAUUUUCGGGUAAGAAAAAAAAAUCAUCCAAGAAGAAGAGCAGUAGCAAUUUUGCAAUAUUUAGUGAUGGGACAGAGCUGCAAAGUGAAGUAACAGACGUGGUUGAAUCUGAACAACCAAGUUUAGGAACUAGUAAUACUGAAGCUGAUGAUUCCAAAACUAACAACAAGAGUGAAGAGGUUGCAGAAACUUCGAAGAAUAAGAAAAAGAAGAAGAAGAAUAAGAGUGGAAGGACUGCACAGGAGGAGGAUGAUUUGGAUAAAAUUCUUGCUGAACUUGGUGAGGGGCCUCCAAUAGUGAAACCCACAGCACCUCCUCCCCAAGAGGAGAAAGUUCAGGUUCAGUGUGAACUAGUUAUCCCUGCUGAUACCAUAGGUGAGAAGGAAGGUGAAGAAGAAAGUGUGGAGUCUGCUGCAGCAAAGAAGAAGAAAAAGAAGAAGGAAAAGGAAAAAGAGAAAAAAGCGGCUGCUGCUGCUGCUGCUGCCGCUGCCACUGCAGCAGAUGUUAAGGAAGAAAGUCAAGAGGAAACAAAAAUUGAGACCUCUGAUACCAAAAAGAAAGAUGCUAGGAGUAAAGCUGCUGACAAGAAACUGCCAAAGCAUGUCAGGGAGAUGCAAGAGGCACUUGCUAGGAGAAAAGAAGCUGAAGAGAGGAAGAAAAGGGAAGAAGAGGAGAGGUUGAGGAAGGAAGAGGAAGAGCGACGUCGGCAAGAAGAGCUGGAGCGACAAGCGGAGGAGGCUAGGCGUAGGAAAAAGGAAAGGGAAAAGGAGAAGCUCUUAAAGAAGAAGCAGGAAGGGAAACUAUUGACUGGGAAGCAAAAGGAAGAAGCCCGUCGCCGUGAGGCCAUGAGGAAUCAGAUAUUGGCCAAUGUGGGAGGCUUGUCUCUGCCUAGUGCAGACAAAGAUGCUGCUCCUACAAAACGGCCUAUAUAUCAAACAAAGAAGUCUAAACCAGCUCACCAUCAUGCAAAUGGUGCUGCUUCUACUAAGCCCGAGGAAAAUGUUCAAGCAAAGGAAAAACAGCAAGAAGAGCAGGAGAUCAAGGACAAGGUGGAUUCUGCGGAUGAUGAGAAGGUUGAUGAAGUGGAAUUAAAUAACACAGAAGAGACAUCUGUAGUUGCAGAUGUUGCUGAAGAGAAUGGAAUGGAAGAAGAGGAUGAAGAUGAUGGUGAAUGGGAUGAAAAAACCUGGGAUGAUGUUAAUCUUAAUAUUAAGGGUGCCUUUGAUGAUGAAGAGGCUGAUUCUGAGCCUAAGCCUGUGGUGCAGAAAGAUAUAAAGACCACUGCACCAGCUUCAGGCAACGCAGUAACCAAGCCAACGGUUGAGGCCAAGAAAGCGAUGGCUUCCCAAUCAAAUAAAUCUCAAGAUGAUGAAAGUAAGAAACCUUAUCCUGAGGUUAAAGCUCCAGACAAGAAUAAGAAAAAGGAUACUGCUGUGCAAAAUAGAGCACCCAGAUCAGAUUCUCUUCCUAAACGGAGUGAAGAAAACCUCCGCUCCCCAAUUUGCUGCAUUAUGGGCCAUGUUGAUACUGGUAAAACAAAGCUGCUAGAUUGCAUCCGAGGCACUAAUGUUCAGGAAGGUGAGGCUGGUGGUAUUACACAACAGAUUGGUGCUACAUAUUUUCCUGCUGAGAACAUACGGGAAAGAACCAAGGAAUUGAAGGCUGAUGCCAAAUUGAAGGUUCCAGGCUUAUUGGUCAUUGAUACCCCUGGUCAUGAAUCCUUUACAAAUCUUCGUUCAAGGGGAUCAGGUCUAUGUGAUAUUGCCAUUUUGGUUGUUGACAUUAUGCAUGGGUUAGAGCCACAGACAAUAGAAUCACUCAAUCUUUUGAAAAUGAGGAACACUGAGUUCAUUGUUGCAUUGAAUAAGGUGGACAGACUGUAUGGCUGGAAAGUUUUACGCAAUUCACCAAUUGCGAAGGCACUUAAGGAACAAUCUAGAGAUGUUCUAGCUGAAUUCAAUAGGAGAGUUACACAUAUUAUAACUCAGUUCAAGGAGCAAGGAUUGAAUACUGAAUUGUACUAUAAAAAUAAGGAAAUGGGUGAAACUUUCAGCAUUGUACCUACAAGUGCAAUCUCUGGAGAAGGCAUCCCAGAUUUGUUAUUAUUACUGGUCCAAUGGACCCAGAAAACAAUGGUUGAAAAGCUUACAUUCAGUGAUGAAGUGCAGUGUACUGUAUUGGAGGUGAAGGUUAUUGAAGGCCUUGGGACAACUAUUGAUGUUGUGUUGGUUAAUGGUGUUCUUCGUGAAGGAGAUCAAAUUGUGGUUUGUGGCUUGCAGGGUCCUAUUGUCACCAAUAUAAGAGCAUUAUUGACACCCCACCCAAUGAAGGAAAUCCGAGUGAAAGGAACGUAUAUGCAGCAUAAGGAGAUCAAGGCGGCACAAGGUAUCAAGAUCGCUGCACAGGGCCUCGAGCAUGCUAUUGCUGGCACUGGUCUCUAUGUCGUAGGGCCUGAUGAUGAUUUGGAAGAUGUCAAAGAGGAAGCCAAGGAAGAUAUGCAGUCAGUCAUGAGUAGGAUUGACAAAAGCGGGGAAGGGGUUUAUGUACAAGCAUCCACCCUUGGCUCUUUGGAAGCAUUGCUGGAAUUUCUAAAAACUCCAGAAGUAAAUAUUCCUGUUAGUGGUAUAGGCAUAGGCCCUGUACACAAAAAAGACGUAAUGAAGGCCAGUGUAAUGCUUGAGAAGAAAAACGAGUAUGCUACCAUAUUGGCUUUUGAUGUCAAGGUGACACCGGAGGCUCGAGAACUAGCAGAUGAGCUGGGUGUGAGGAUUUUCCUUGCUGAUAUUAUUUAUCACUUAUUUGACCAAUUCAAAGCAUAUAUUGAUGGUCUCAAAGAGGAGAGGAAGAAGGAGGCGGCGGAUGAAGCAGUCUUCCCUUGUGUUCUGAAGAUUUUACCUAACUGCAUUUUCAACAAGAAGGAUCCAAUUGUCUUAGGGGUUGAUAUCCUUGAAGGCAUUGCAAGGGUUGGCACCCCUAUUUGUAUUCCCCAAAGGGAAUUUAUUGAUAUUGGCCGGAUAGCUUCAAUUGAAAAUAACCAUAGACCAGUUAAUGUUGCCAAGAAAAACCAGAAGGUAGCCAUUAAGAUAGUUGGAUCCAAUCCCGAGGAGCAGCAGAAAAUGUAUGGGAGGCAUUUUGAGCUUGAUGAUGAGCUUGUUAGUCGCAUUUCUAGGAGGUCAAUUGAUGUCCUUAAAGCUAAUUAUAGGGAUGAUCUCACCCUUGAGGAGUGGAGGUUGGUUCAAAGGCUGAAGAUUCUUUUCAAAAUACCAUGAAGAAUAAUUGAAUCCACUUGUGAGCUACCAACGGCCUUUUCUGACAAAUGCCAAGGAUGUUCAGUUGUAAAUUUCUGAGAUAUGGCGUUCAAUAUAAAAAAAAAAGAAAAAGAAAAAAUAGAAUUUUGAAGUCAAUUUUUUCGCAUCACUUAAAUUUUGAAUGAGGAAGCCCUUCAUCAAGUACAGUGCAGGAAUGAAUUCUUGGAUCACUGUUCUUUGUAUUCUUGCCUUUUGGUGUACGAGUGCUCAUGGUUAAACUCGAAAGCUAAGUAAAAUGUGUAGAAGAAAUAUCCAAAACUUUAACUGCUACGUUCCUUGUUAAAAUUUUUUUGUCUGAUUUGCAUGAGACGAGAAAUAAAGCUAAUGCAUUGGUUUUUGUUGUUUUUCAGUCAAAACGUAUUGAAAAUGAUUUCAUGAGAAAUUUUCCCUCAAACUACACCUCAUUGCCGUCAUUGAGGAAGGGCUCAGUGACUGCUACACUUGAUUCUUGGUAUUUUAAUGUCAUUUUUAUUUUAUUUUUUGUAC
Molecule: messenger RNA, 4957 nt
Organism: Durio zibethinus
Lineage: Eukaryota; Viridiplantae; Streptophyta; Magnoliopsida; Malvales; Malvaceae
Biological process (GO): translational initiation
Cellular component (GO): mitochondrion; cytoplasm
Molecular function (GO): translation initiation factor activity; GTPase activity; GTP binding
Source: RefSeq, a predicted model, not a curated record